UUUGAACAUGAAAAUAUAAUUUUCAUUUUUUAUGAGUAAAAUUUUAGUAAAUACACCAUCAUCAAAUUUGAACUUCUAAAAUAUACAAAUUGAAAUUUUAUCGAAUAUCCAACAAAUGCUAGAGGAACAAAAAAUAAAAAAGGAUGAAAAGGACAGAAUUUGAAAAGUAAAAAAAAGCAAAAAAAGGUUGCGUGGUUUCAACGCCAAGGGCAAAACAGUAAUAUAGAAUUAAAAAAAAAAAAAACAAAAAGUGAAGAGUAUAAAUUAACGUAUAGCCAAUAAAAUCGAUAAGUCGUAUAAUCUUCCUUCCUUUUGGUUUAGGCGAUAAAUAUAACAGCAGCAGAAAAGACGAAGGCAGAGAAAAGUAGAGGAAAAAUGUCUCAAGCAGGGGAGGAAGAUAAGAAGCCCGGCGGCGCCGAUCAAGUUCACAUCAAUCUCAAAGUCAAAGGACAGGAUGGGAAUGAAGUAUUCUUUAGAAUCAAGAGAAGCACCCAGCUAAAGAAACUCAUGAAUGCAUAUUGUGACCGGCAGUCUGUGGAUUUUAAUUCAAUUGCAUUCUUGUUUGAUGGUCGUCGUCUUCGAGGAGAGCAGACUCCAGAUGAGCUGGAGAUGGAGGAUGGUGAUGAAAUUGAUGCAAUGUUGCACCAAACUGGAGGCUCAGCUGUUUGAGGCAUCUCUCUUGUUUAUGGACAUAGACUCUGUUUUCUAGGUAGUAGAUGUUAAUGAAUGUAGCUUGUGCUACUCUUAGGACCCUGUAGAAGCAUAUAUGAACUUCGUGGUUUUGCUUAUGUUUGACCAGCUUGUAUGAACUUAACUACUAGUACUUGCUACUUAACUACUAUUACUUACUGUUGCAAGAGCAUCAGUUGCUUCUUGCCGUGAAAUUGCAGUGUUGCUUGUUCUA
Molecule: messenger RNA, 904 nt
Organism: Capsicum annuum
Lineage: Eukaryota; Viridiplantae; Streptophyta; Magnoliopsida; Solanales; Solanaceae
Product: small ubiquitin-related modifier 1
Exons: 3
Coding region: 376-669 (97 amino acids)
Biological process (GO): protein sumoylation
Cellular component (GO): nucleus
Molecular function (GO): ubiquitin-like protein ligase binding; protein tag activity
Source: RefSeq, a predicted model, not a curated record